Talaromyces marneffei is the source of this 522-nucleotide messenger RNA. RefSeq lists its product as uncharacterized. The coding region runs from base 1 to 522 and encodes 173 amino acids. Lineage: Eukaryota; Fungi; Ascomycota; Eurotiomycetes; Eurotiales; Trichocomaceae. The record is from RefSeq and is a predicted model, not a curated record. Gene Ontology annotation, molecular function: GTPase activity; GTP binding. The transcript is spliced from 2 exons.
AUGAUUUCAUUAUCACGGCUCACUAAUAUUUGCUGGUCUCCAGGUCCUGAAGCCAACGUGGCCAUCAUCGGACUAGAAGGGGUUGGAAAAUACACACUUUUACAACGCCUGAGUCAAACAGAAAUUCAACUGAUCUCAUGGCCUCCCAUGAAUUUUCCAGACAUCAAGAAAAGCAAGAAUUAUCGCUGGAACAUGAAUCUUGUCCAGACGUACGUCGUCUACGAUGAGAAACCUGCACAUAAGAAAUGGGUGGCGGACCACUUCUGCGAUUCGGAUUGCAUCAUUUUUGUUAUUGACGAUGACAAGGACAGUCGACCUGAGGCAUGUGAAUGGAUGAAUUGUUAUGCCCGUGGGUUUAAGCCUUCAUAUGGCGGAAAUUACUUCCUCAAAGUCCGGGAAGGCACUCCCUGGUUAAUUCUGGCUAAUAAAAAAACUGCGGAUAGCCCACUGAUGACGGUAGCAGAAAUUCGUCGUACGAUGCUGCUAGACCGCCUCGAUAUCGACUCGGUACGUACAGUGUGA